GGGGGGGGGUAAAGAAAUGCAGCCGCCGCGGCCUGGGAGCCGCUCCCGCCGGGUGAGUGGAGAGGAACCAUGUCUUCGUCCGUGGACCCGCUGUUCAAGCAGGUUUUGAUGAAGAAAAGUUCGGAAAGGACUCGCCAGGAUUUAGAAGUUAUAUACUCUCAUCUCCAUGGCAUGGAUGACUUGUCUAAUUUGAGGGAACAUCAGCUCAGAUUGAUGUGCACAACUGUGCGUUAUGAAAGACAUGAUGCAAAUGAAGUCUUGUUCUAUCCUAACAGCAUUGCCACUUGCUGGUACAUCCUCCUUUCAGGAUGUGUAUUUAUCAAAGAGUCGAUGUAUCUUCCACGUUGCAGCUUUGGCAAGCAGUCUGCAGGAAGCCUGAGACGAAGUGAAUGCAUCGUUUUGGAGCCUUCAGAAAUGAUUCUGGUGGAAAAUAUAAGCGAGAGUGAGGAGAAAAAUCUUCGGAGGGAAGUUACCCACCGUCAGUCUCGUCGGCGAUUCAGGAAGAUCAACUUGAAGGGAGAGCGGCAAACAAUCACAGACGAUGUGGAUUCCUACCCUACAGACAGACCAUCACUGAACAGUACUUAUCACAUGCUUCCUGCAGAUCUUUCCAAGAUGCACCUCACAGACAAUCUACAUUCACAGGGUAAACAUGUGCCUUCCAGCCAGUCCGGGUGCAGUUUUGCCAGUGACUCUGGGAGCAGCAGCCUGUCGGAUAUCUAUCAGGCCACAGAGAGUGAAAUGGGGGAUGUAGAUCUAACUGGACUCACAGAGACUGCAGUCGACUCGGAGGAAGAGGAGGAAGAUGAAGAGGACAUUGACCGAGCCUCUGAUUCACUGAUGGGGAGGGAUGUUGUUCGCGAGUGUCUGGAGAAAGACCCUACAGACCGUACUGAUGAUGACAUUGAGCAAUUGCUCGAGUUCAUGCAUCAGCUCCCUGCCUUUGCCAACAUGACCAUGUUUGUCAGGAGAGAACUGUGCUCAGUCAUGAUAUUUGAAGUGGUUGAACACGCAGGAGCAAUAAUAAUUGACGAAGGAAAAGAGCUGGAGUCCUGGUAUGUCAUUCUAAAUGGCUCGGUUGAAAUCACUGAUUCCAGCAGUAGGAUUGAAAUACUUUGCAUGGGAAACAGUUUUGGUAUUUUGCCCUCUUUGGAGAAACAGUACAUGCAUGGAGCUGUUAGGACCAAAACAGAUGAUUGUCAGUUUGUAAGCAUAGCUCAGCAGGACUAUUGCCGGAUCUUAAAUCAAGUCGAGAAGAAUACCCACAAAGUGGAGGAGGAAGGGGAGAUUGUGAUGGUCAAAGAGCACAGAGAACUGGAUCGCAGUGGAACACGAAAAGGGCACAUAGUCAUAAAGGGAACACCAGACAGACUUAUCAGACAUUUGGUUGAAGAACAUUCCAUUGUGGAUCCCACAUACAUAGAGGACUUCCUGUUAACAUACAGGACAUUUCUGUCAAGUCCAAUGGAGGUUGGGAACAAAUUGCUGGAGUGGUUUAACGUUGAAAGCCUCAGGGACAAGGUCACGCGGGUUGUGCUGCUGUGGGUGAACAACCACUUUAAUGAUUUUGAAGGAGAUCCUGCCAUGACCAGUUUUCUCGAGGAGUUUGAAAAUAAGUUAGAAAUUGCGAAAAUGAAAGGACAUCUCAGGUUGCUUAAUAUUGCUUGUGCGGCUAAAGCCAAAUGGAGGCAGAUAACUCUGCUGAAACCUUCCCGAGAGUCACCAUUGUUCUUUAACCUCCUUGGUGGCAGUGAGAGAAGUUUUGGUAUCUUCGUGGAAAGUGUGGAGCAAGGCAGCAAAGCUGCCGAGACCGGGCUUAAACGAGGUGACCAGAUUAUGGAAGUGAAUGGACAGAACUUUGAGAAUAUCCAAUUCACGAAAGCCCUAGAGAUUCUGAAGAACAACACGCAUCUGUCCAUCACUGUGAAGACAAACAUAUUUGUCUUUAAGGAGCUGUUAAACAAACUGAAUCAGGAGAAAAAAAAUGGGGUUCCUCAUAUUCCCAAAAUCGCAGAAAAAAAGGGUAACCGUUACUCCCAUCCAGAUUUGCACGGGGACAUGGAGCACAUGUUCCCUCCUGAAAAAGAAAACAAGAAGAUGAAGGCCAACACUGUGUCAGGCAGCCGAAACAGGAUCCGGAAAAUACUUGACAAGACACGGUUUAGCAUUUUGCCACCAAAACCAUUCAGCGAUGCCGGAGUGAGUCAAUCGCAAGACGAUAGUUUCGUUGGAACAAGACAGUUAAGGCACAGUGUUGCCAUAAUGCCUUUCCCUGGAACACUCUCAUCAAGUAGCCCUGACCUGUUGCAACCUGCUACCAGCAUGCUUGAUUUCACAAAUCCAACAGCUGCUGGCUUUUAUAACAUACCUGAUCAAGUCAUCCGAGUUUUCAAGGCAGAUCAGCAAAGCUGUUACAUCAUUAUAAGCAAGGAUACCACUGCGAAAGAGGUGGUAACCCAUUCCAUCCAUGAAUUUGGUUUGACUGCACCCCCUGAGACCUACUCUCUGUGUGAGGUUUCCAUCAGCUCUGAAGGUGUCAUUAAGCAAAGGCGACUUCCUGAUCAGCUCUCAAAGCUGGCUGACCGGAUCCAACUCAAUGGCAGGUAUUAUCUGAAGAACAAUAUGGAGACAGAGACUCUUUGCUCAGAUGAAGAUGCCCAGGAGCUGUUGCGGGAAAGUCAGAUAACUUUGCUACAGCUCAGCACCAUUGAAGUAGCCACUCAACUCUCUAUGCGAGAUUUUGAAUUGUUCCGUAACAUAGAGCCCACUGAGUAUAUAGAUGACCUGUUCAAGCGAGAGUCAAAAUCUGGAAAUGCUCACCUCAAGCAGUUUGAGGACAUCAUCAAUCAGGAGACCUUUUGGGUGGCUACUGAGAUUCUGAAGGAAGUUAUUCAGUUGAAAAGGAUGAAGAUAAUUAAACAUUUCGUCAAAGUUGCCCUGCACUGUCGAGAGUGCAAGAACUUCAACUCCAUGUUUGCAAUCAUCAGUGGCCUAAACCUUGCGCCAGUUGCACGCCUUAGAGGCACUUGGGAAAAACUACCCAACAAGUAUGAGAAGCUACUUCGGGACCUUCAAGAUCUCUUUGACCCUUCUCGAAAUAUGGCAAAAUAUCGAAACGUACUCAGCAGCCAGAGUCUUCAGCCACCAAUCAUUCCACUGUUCCCUGUAGUCAAAAAAGACCUCACUUUUUUGCACGAAGGAAAUGAUUCCAAGGUGGAAGGUUUGGCAAACUUUGAGAAACUGCGGAUGAUUGCUAAAGAGAUUCGACAUGUUGUCCGAAUGACAUCAGUGAACAUGGAUCCGGCGAUUAUGUUCCGACACAGGAAGAAGAGAUGGAGGAGUUUGGGGUCUUUGAGUCAGGGCAGCACCAACUCCAAUGUGCUGGAUUCAGUGCAAGUCGGAGGGCACAAGAAGAGAGUAAGACGCAGCUCCUUACUCAAUGCUAAGAAGCUCUAUGAGGAUGCACAGAUGGCUCGGAAAGUAAAGCAGUAUCUCUCGAACCUAAACGUGGAGACUGACGAAGAGAAAAUCCAAGUAAUGUCACUGCAGUGUGAGACCGCCUACAGUACACUGAGCAAGAAUUUUGGAGAGAGGCGAUCGUAUAAAGGUUCAGAUAUGUCUCCAGUAACUAUGAGGUCACCUUGUCAUCAAGGAAAGCACCAACCACAGCAACGGAUAAGCCAAGUCUUGCAGGUGCCAACGGUGGCUUUAUACCCAUCCCGCAAGAAAUCGCAAGUCAAGGAACUCCCUGCAGUUGGCUCCAAUUCCCCACAGUCUACAAAGAAGAAUCUGGCCUUGUCUGAGGACAUACCAACAGACACAUGUAAAAAAAAUGCAGAAGAUGCCAUGUCAACAGCAUCAUCGCAACUCUCCACACCUCCCGUGUCUCCUCAGAGUUCUCCCCGAAAAGUAGUGCCGAGGAGAGCGAGCCGUUGCAUGAGAUUGAAUAGUGGGAAGCUGCAUGUUGCUUUCAACCUAGCACCCAUUACAAGGACGGACAACUUCUCCGACUCAAGCCACAGUGAGAUAUCAUCGCGCUCCAGCAUCGUCAGCAACUGCUCUGUUGAUUCCAUGUGUGCCACGACGCAGGAUGAGAGGUGCUUCCAUCCAUCAAUUGAUAUCCCGGACACGGUGGAAGAGGUUGGAGGAACCAAUGUGCCAUCAGCGGUAAAUUCCCAUCAAUCCUACACAAGGGAAAGCUGGGCAUCUUCAACAAGUUCUCAUUUGGGCAAGUUUGCAUCAGACACUGGAACCAUAAAACGGAUAGGCUUGCACGAAACCAAAGAUGGAACACCUGUGUACAGCGCAGCUAUCUCAGACUCUAAGCCAAAAGUUGACACCUCUUACAAAGCUGUUACUUCAAGCACAGAAAAAGGUCUUAUAGUGUAUUGUGUUACUGCAGCACAAAGGGACGGUAGGUAUAGAGAGCCACCGCCCACCCCACCAGGAUACGUGGGAAUUCCAAUAGCAGAUGUUAAGGAAGGAGGACGUCACCAUCCACACUUAAAACCUCCAGACUAUAAUGUGGCUUUGCAAAGGUCGCGGAUGGUACCACAGCCAUGCGACCCAACAAGACCAGCGGUUCCCAUUGCUAGCCAACCUACUUCAAGCAAGCAACCUAGAGGGCCGGGCCAUCCACAGUGGCGUAAACUCUCUGAGACCGAUCCUAGACUAGUUCAACUUAACCAUCAAGAUCUUCAAGGUAACGAAGAUGAUGAAGAUGAACAGGUUUCUGCGGUCUGAAUGUUUCAGUUUACUUUGCGAAAUCAACGCAGGACCUGUUACGGACCACAUUGCUCUAUUUCCACACUGCAGGCAGCUGUUUUACACCUUCUUUCGGCCUUAAAAGUAUGUCCUGUGUGCGAGUGCUGUCCUGCAUGAGACGAAACAGUGAGAACUUGUCUGUGUUGUUUUAGUGAACAGAACCUGAAUAUAUCUUCAAUCUCAAAACAGAUACAACAAAAGUUCUAUCCUGGUAUUUAAUUAAGGUCCUGUCCCUGGUAUAUUUUGUCUCUUGCCAAAUUAUUUUUUUAAUUUUCAAAAUGUUAGAUGUUUGGCUGUUUAAUGAAAUUUAAUUUAAAAAGUUGUAAGUAAAUGCAGCCAUGUGCAUAACUGGAAUAUGACCAUAGAUGGUGUACAAAUAACUAGACUGGUUUUGGCGAGAUGUCAUUGAACUCAUUUGAAGCUGUACAGCUAAACAACUCUACUCUGUUAUAAAUUGCAGUCCAAUUCAGUGACUCUUCAAUAUAUAUAUAUCAUGAAUUAGAUAAACAAUUCAAUUCAGAAUAAUAUGAUUUAGUGUCAAUAUUUAUACAGAAUGUUCACUAUAUUGAUGUGCAGAUUGCAGAUUUGUUUCACGGUUCCAUGGACAGUUCCAUCCACGCUCAAUUCUGGUGCAUUUCUGCGUUCUGGGAAUACACAAUCACACGUGGUAUAAAUCCAGAUUACUGAAGCUUGAUGGCCACAAGACCGAGGCCUAUCUUAAAUAAGUUGGCCGUUGGCAAUAUGUUCUCCACUACACCAAGCCUCAAAGCCAAUGAUGGUCUGUUUGUAUCUCAAAGGUUGUUGUUAGGAAAUGAAGCACGUUGGAACACCGAUCACUUUUGUGUGUGUGCGUGUGUGUGUGUGCGUGCGUGUGUGUGAGUGAGUGUGGGGAGGUGGUGUAUAUGGAGGCUCCAGUAUUUGUUUGGGACGAUGAGUGUUGCUGGUGGGGAAAUAUAUUUCACUCUAUUUAAAUAGAUCAUUUACAUCAAUAAUCUUUGUGUUCGGAAACAAAUUCCAUCUUCUCCCACAACACUGCUAAUGAUCAAAUUAAUCAUCAGCUCCUAGAAUAACGUCUUCAGAAAAUCCACUCUUUAUAAAAUGACUUUCUGAUGAUCUAGUUAUUUGUAUAUGUAUAUGUUCAUAUGUGUAAGUAAAAUAACUAUAUUUUCGUCAACAGAAACCUCCAAAAUCUUGAUUUCUUAUACUGGCCCGUUGUAAAUUACUUGACUUUUUUAAAUGCAUUUAUUGUGACGCUGUUGUCUACACCUUAAUUGGUGAAGAGUUUACAAUAUGAUCAAAGUUAUUGUAUUUAAUGAUUUGUUUUGCCAGAAUUAGUUCCAUUUUCUGGAUUGUGAUUGGCCAUCAAUUGUAAUUAGGAAUCUUGACAACAAUUCCUUGUGCCUUUAUUUAAUAGUUGGGCUGCAAGAUUUCUGAAGCAAUGUAUUAAAUGAUUUUUAAACAACUGAAACAAAGACAGUAUUAAAAAAUGGCAGAAACUUUUUUCUUAAGUAAGUUCCUGCCCCCACAAAUGUAAAUAAAUUGAGAUAUAAAAAUUAAGAAAAAUGUAAACCUGAUUACUUUUCCAUUUAUGCAGAUUAAACAACGUGGCUUGCAUCAGUUUGUCCUGCUCUGCGACUCUUUGGAAAUUUAGCUGAUCAUAUUGAUCAGUACAUUAAAAAAGAUUGUGUAGUGUUUAAAAGUAGCAGCCUAUUAGUGCUUUAUUUAAACAUAAUUUAAAACUCCUCAGUCUUUGGGUGAUUAUGUGUAUUUUUUUCCACAGAGUCAUUUGUUAAUGGUAAUUUGGGCUUUAUUUUUGAUAUUUCUGGAGUGCACUUCAUGGAUUAUGUGUAUUCAUAUCAAAUCAGAAGUUAAGCAUAUUGAAUAAGCUGCACAAUCAUUAUAAGUAUACAGGUAUUAAAUAUUCUGCACAUGUCCAUUCACAAGAAGUAAUUGUAAAGUAUAAUGUAAUUUGACUAAUGUUUUUCUCAUACUUUUGAUACGACUUGUAACUUAUGUCUUUCAGAAAGACAGUCGAUGUGUCUGUAUGCUUUUUUUGUACCAGUGAUUGUACAUAUUUGUUAUAUUUUUGUUGAACAGAUGGUAGAAGAUGUACUGUUUAUUCUGAAUCCAUUAAAAUGAAGUUGUAAACUAAUAAAUAAUGAUGUCUGACCAGAA
Molecule: messenger RNA, 6939 nt
Organism: Callorhinchus milii (elephant shark)
Lineage: Eukaryota; Metazoa; Chordata; Chondrichthyes; Chimaeriformes; Callorhinchidae
Gene: rapgef6
Product: Rap guanine nucleotide exchange factor (GEF) 6
Exons: 32
Coding region: 70-4743 (1557 amino acids)
Biological process (GO): positive regulation of ERK1 and ERK2 cascade; small GTPase-mediated signal transduction
Molecular function (GO): guanyl-nucleotide exchange factor activity; protein binding
Source: RefSeq, a predicted model, not a curated record